AAGAGAUGAGCGAUGCGAAGUCCCGCUUCGCCGCCUCUGCCGCCGCGGCUCUGGUCGCGGAGACCUCGACACUGCCGACGGACGUCGCGAAGACGCGCCUGCAGGUGCAGAGCACCACCGCGGGCAGCGGUCCGCGGUACACCGGCUUCGUGGAUUGCCUGCGCCGGACGGCCGCCGAGGAGGGCCCCCUGGCUCUCUGGAAGGGGCUCGUCCCCGCCCUGAUCCGGCAGGUCUGCUACACCUCGAUGUCGCUGGUGAUAUACGAGCCGAUCCGGGACCUCUACCGGAACGCUCUGCAGGGCGGCAGCGAGUGCGCCCCGUCCUACUCCGUGCGGCUGGCGGCUGGCGGCACUGCGGGCGCAUGCGCGAUCACGAUCUUCAACCCCACCGAGGUCUUGAAGACCCAGAUGCAGGCCAGCAGCGGCGGCCCGGUGCGCAUGGGCGACGUGGUCGCCCGGGUCUGGCAGCGGGAUGGGCUCUUGGGCUUCUGGGCCGGCGUGCGCCCGAACGUGGCGCGCACGUUCCUGGUGAACGCGGCGGAGCUGGGCACGUACGACGAGGCGAAGGCGCAGCUGCGGCCCCUGCUGGGCGACGGCGUGCUGUCGCACGUGGGGGCCUCCGGGGCCGCCGGCUUCACCUCGGCCUGCGUGUCGACCCCGGCCGACGUGGUGAAGACCCGGCUCAUGAACGCGGCCGGCGGGGAGCAGCAGUACCGGGGCAUGCUCCACGCGGGCUACCGGAUACUCCUCGACGAGGGCCCGACGGCACUGUACAAGGGCUUCCUGCCCAUCUGCACGCGCAAGCUCGUCUGGUGCGGGGUGUUCUUCGUGACCUACGAGAAGCUGCUGGCGGCACUGAAGUGAUCGGCGUCAGCGUGGCAGCGCCCAGGGUACUCGGCACGCGCCCUGGCGCGUGGCUCUCUCCUUCUCCCUCGUUCUCUCUCUCUCUCUCUCUUUCUUUUUCUCUACGCUUCCAGUCCACAGUCCAGCUCCUUAGAGCCAAUCGGCUUGAGUUUACGACUGAUCCCUGUGGCCGUGCAAGUAGG
Messenger RNA from Prorocentrum cordatum, 1045 nucleotides. NCBI's taxonomy places the organism in Eukaryota, Dinophyceae, Prorocentrales, Prorocentraceae. The record is from the annotation of a GenBank genome assembly.